Molecule: messenger RNA, 300 nt
Organism: Clunio marinus
Lineage: Eukaryota; Metazoa; Arthropoda; Insecta; Diptera; Chironomidae
Source: the annotation of a GenBank genome assembly
AUGGAUUUUUUCUUAAUUUCCGGACGAAUUAAUAGACUUCGAGACUCCCACGGCAUAGCAAUUCAUCUAGUAAUUUAUGUUGAAACAGCAUCGGAAGGAUUUGUUUCUGUUAUUCAAUCAUUCACAGCAUCGUCCAAAUCAGCAAAGCUUUUCAAACGACUCAUGAAAGUUGAUGAGCUACUAAUAAGCAAUGUUGUUGAGAUUUGCAAGUUUUUAGUUGACCUGAAAGCUUUUCACACGAACAGGGUUUUUGUAAAGAUGUUAAAGUCUGCAAUGUGUUGUGAAAACAAAGCUUUUUAA